AUGGAAAGUGACGUUAGGGUCGGGCUGGCUGUACUGCGGUGUCGACGGCGCAUCCUGGACGCGCAGCGGCUUGAAGUCUCUGCGGACCACCAACCCUCCCCCCCCCGCACAGCCCCGCACCCCCCGGACACGCGCACUCCUUUCCACAUCUCCUCGCCUCCGCUGCUGAUCGAAGGUAAAGCGAGAUGCGACGCGGCUCCGCGACCGCGAGGCGAGGACCCUGAGGCAGCGCCGCGACGCCGCUAUCGAUCCGGCGGGCGCGAUGGCGCUCUCGGAGUGAAUGCGGACAUCGCUAACAGACCGCAGCCUCGGCCUGCUAGGAGGACGCGAGCGGAGCGAGAGUGUGGAGCUGGGCGUGCGGCAUGUGAGACGAGCCGCUGA
Danaus chrysippus (African queen) is the source of this 381-nucleotide messenger RNA. NCBI's taxonomy places the organism in Eukaryota, Metazoa, Arthropoda, Insecta, Lepidoptera, Nymphalidae. The record is from the annotation of a GenBank genome assembly.